AGAAUGUCUGAUUUCGAUAACGCUACCAAGUGUAUCAGGAGUAUGGAAAAAGAAAUUCAUCUCCUGCAAUCUGAAAUACUAAACACCCGAAAUGGUGAAGGACUGGAAGAGGAUAGCGCGGAGCUGAAAACGCUGAUGCAAGAAAACACGAAAUUAAAACACCGUCUGGAGAUUCUGCAGUCGGCCAUUGCCAAAGAAGGCGGAUUCAACGAAAGUACCUCUGUACCAAACGAAUCUAUUUUAGGUGAACUUCAACGAAUUUUUUCCGAAGCAAUUCGUAAAGCUUUCUCCGGUAUAUCGGUUGCGGCCGUGGUAACUAUUUCCACAUCGCCAAAGUUUGGCGAUUAUCAGUGCAAUAGCGCCAUGCAGAUUGUGCAGCUUCUGAAGCAACAAUCGGUUAAAACGUCACCUCGCGAAGUUGCCCAAAAGCUUAUCGAUGUAUUGCAAACUCCAAUUGCUUGCGUUGAAAAAUUUGAAAUAGCCGGAGCGGGAUAUGUGAAUAUUUUUCUUUCUAGGUCAUAUGGAGAGCAACGUAUAAUGAGCAUCUUGAAGGAAGGAAUUCAAGCACCGAAAAUGGACAAAAAACGCGUAGUAGUGGACUUCUCGUCGCCCAAUGUGGCCAAGGAAAUGCAUGUGGGCCAUUUGCGUUCAACCGUUAUUGGUGAUUCGAUUUGUCGUUUCCUGGAGUUUGUAGGCCAUGAUGUGCUUCGCAUAAACCACAUCGGCGACUGGGGAACGCAGUUCGGCAUGUUGAUUGCUCACCUGCAGGAUCGUUUUCCGAACUUUCAAACCGUCUCACCGCCUAUAAGUGAUUUGCAAGCUUUUUACAAGGAGUCCAAGGUUCGGUUUGAUAGUGACGAGACGUUUAAGAAACGUGCUUAUGAGUGUGUAGUCAAACUCCAAAGUGGAGAGGCUAGCUACUUAAAAGCGUGGAACCUAAUAUGCGAUGUAUCACGCAAAGAGUUCCAAACAAUCUACAACCGGCUGGAUGUAAAGCUGAUCGAGCGUGGCGAAUCGUUCUAUCAAAGCCGAAUGAAGAAAGUCGUGGAAGAACUGAAGCAGAGCGGAUUUCUCGAAGAAGACGAAGGCCGCCUCAUUAUGUGGGGCGAAGACCAUGUCGGAAUUCCAUUAACUAUCGUAAAAUCGGACGGUGGAUUUACGUAUGACACUUCCGACAUGGCAGCCAUCAAACAACGAUUACAGGAGGAAAAAGCAGAUUGGCUCAUUUAUGUAACCGAUGCGGGCCAGGCCACUCACUUCCAGAUCAUCUUUUCCUGUGCAAAACGGGCUAAAAUUCUGGACGAGAGCAAACAUCGCGUUGACCACGUUGGCUUUGGUGUUGUCCUUGGCGAAGAUGGCAAAAAAUUUAAGACCCGGUCUGGCGAUACGGUAAAGUUGGCAGAGCUGCUCGAUGAGGGAUUGAAACGAGCAAUGGACAAACUGGUACAAAAGGAACGUAACUUAGUGCUCACGCAGGACGAGUUGGUUGCCGCACAAGAAUCGAUUGCGUACGGAUGCAUCAAAUACGCGGAUCUAUCCCACAACCGUAACAACGAAUAUGUGUUUUCCUUCGACAAGAUGUUGGAAGAUAAAGGUAAUACCGCCGUCUACUUGCUGUAUGCGUACACUCGCAUUCGCUCUAUUGCCAGAAAUUGUGGAGGAGACUUUGCUAACAAUAUACAAAAGGUGAUCGAAAGCACCGAGCUCAAACUGGAUCACGAGAAGGAAUGGAAGCUUGCCAAAGUGUUGCUCCGUUUCACCGAUGUCGUUUUAGUUAUCACGAAAAAUCUUUCACUGCAUUAUCUGUGCGAGUUUGUGUAUGAAGUUUGCACCACGUUUAGCGAGUUUUAUGAUAAUUGCUACUGUAUUGAAAAGAAUAAGCAAGGUGAAAUCAUCAAAGUUUAUGCAUCAAGAAUUCUGCUGUGCGAGGCCACAUCAAUGGUUCUAGGAAAAUGUUUCGAUAUUCUGGGUUUAAAACCGGUGCAUAAAAUUUAA
This is a messenger RNA of Anopheles marshallii, 1995 nucleotides long. RefSeq names its product probable arginine--tRNA ligase, cytoplasmic (gene ArgRS). Gene Ontology annotation, biological process: arginyl-tRNA aminoacylation. The coding region runs from base 4 to 1995 and encodes 663 amino acids. The record is from RefSeq and is a predicted model, not a curated record. Lineage: Eukaryota; Metazoa; Arthropoda; Insecta; Diptera; Culicidae. Gene Ontology annotation, molecular function: arginine-tRNA ligase activity; ATP binding. Gene Ontology annotation, cellular component: cytoplasm. The transcript is spliced from 5 exons.